Porites lobata is the source of this 4043-nucleotide messenger RNA. NCBI's taxonomy places the organism in Eukaryota, Metazoa, Cnidaria, Anthozoa, Scleractinia, Poritidae. The record is from the annotation of a GenBank genome assembly.
GUUGUUUGACUGCGAAUGUCACAAAAAAUGGCGACUGAGAACCCGUUAAUUUCUAAAACCGUUCUGUAUGCUGGAGAAGGAGAAAUUCCUAUAUUUGAAAGUGGAUCCAAGGUAAACUCAGCUAAAAGACACAAAUAUUCGUUAUAUUUUUUAUCACAAAAUAAGUAAAAGUCGAGCAAGAUCGUAAAUUCUGGGUUUUUCACUGUGAAAGAACCGAUGAAGUUUUUCCUUGUUUUGUAAAAGCUUUAACUUUGUAGGCUUUUUAUUUAAGCUAAGUUGAAUUUUUAGUUUUUUUUUUACGUGUCUCUUGAUUGUUGAGGAUUGUUUCCCUAAGGGCCUAAAUUCUAGGCCAAGUCUGCUUGAUUUUCUUGCAGUACUCCAUUCAGGACUACGUUCACCCGGACGAUCAAACCUUUCACAGUUUUAGUACUCUCUAGCUACAGUCCCAGGGGCCCCACUCACAUAUUUUAAUGACGGGGGGGGGGGGGGGGGGUCCGACAGAGGUUCAUAUUUUAUACCCAAAAAAAUCCCAACGUCAGAAUUUAUCUACCCAAAAAAAUCCCUACUUUUUUUAGCAUACCCAAAAAAAUCCCUCAGUGUGUUUGGAUCAGCAAAUUUAUUAUUUAUCUUCUGGAAAGCUAAAACAUGCUAACUUCAACUUUAGUUUUGGUCAAGAACAAAACUAUACAAAAACAAAUACAAAAAGCUCGCAUGACUGUUAUAGGGUCUCUUCAUCCUAUCUUCUGCGACAACUUUACAGGAAGAUAUUCACUUAUGACAUCUACAGCAUGUCUUGUCCUUAGCACAUUCUUUGCUUGCUAUUGUACCGAAACAUCCCUAUGUAACAGACCUCGUGGCAUCAGACUUUCACCAUGUUUUUGUGUAACUGAUAUCUCAAAAGGUGGACAGACAAUUCCCACCAGGUAUGGAACACAUCCAUACGCACCAAUUCGUGUUUCACCAGGCGUGUUACAUAGGAGUGUAGUGAAAUAUAGCAACUCAGGGCAACUCAACUGUAUCAAAUAUAAGACUUGAAAAUUAAUACACUGUUCAUUAAAAAUUCAAGCCAAACUGUAUCCUGACAAACAGCAUUGGAAAGUAAAAACCGGAUCUAUUAAUCGUGAUUAAUGUGCGGUGUACACAACCACUCGCCUAAGUCGCCCUGUUCGAGUCCUGGAAAGUUGGACUCUUCGACCAUCAUCAGCCAUGUAUUCUGAAGUGUCACCAUAAUUUUCCAAGGGGAAAUAUGCUUCUAGGUAAGUAGCAUUGGCUAGUGAAAGCUGAAAUUCUUCCCCCCUCCUAGUCAGAGAAACUGGGCUGAUGACCUAUUGAAUAUUUCUCUCUGGAUUAGAUGCACGUGGAGUGCCGGUAAUUUACUUUUCACAUAGAUUACAAUCUCAGAACUAUCCUGUAAUACCACACAAGCAGUAAAUUGCGCUUAUGUUAUUGUUGAUUUGAGCUGAUGAAAAAUACAAUACCAAAAAAAAUCCCUCUGUUGUUUUCGCGACCCAAAAAAAUCCCGGCGUCUUUCAUAGACCCCCAAAAAAUCCCUUUUGGCCAAAAUGUCAGACCCAAAAAAAUCCUUCGGACCCCCCCGUCAUUAAAAUAUGUGAGUGGGGCCCCUGGGGCUACAGUAAAAUCCAGUUCAAGGCAUUUUUUAUCGUCAUGAAAUUAGGUAAAAGUGAAGAAGAGCUCCCCUAAAGUCUGUCAGCUGCCAGUUUUUCGAAGGAGCUGGUUUUUUUUUUUUACUGUUUCCUAACAAUGCAUCUGUUUCGGGACUUUUACAACUGGCUGCUUUCAGAGUAGCCUCCCAUGCAGGCGUUUUGGGGAUCUCGCUUUUCAUCCGUCCCCACAAACGUUUGUGGGGAGGGAUGAAAAACGAGCUCCCCUAAAAACGCCUGCGUGGGAGGCUACUGCGUAGUGGAGGUUCAAUUGUAAAAAUAUCUCUGAUAAGAAACAUAUUUACGUUUUAUUUUAGGCUACCUUUCAUUUCAAGACUUUCAAAGCAGAUGAAGAUAAAACUCCUAUUGAUUGUAGUAAAGAGCUUGGACAGCCAUUCGAGCUUCUUAUUGGGAAGAAGUUCAAAUUAGAAGUGUGGGAGGAACUUAUAAAGACCAUGAGAGAAAAAGAAGUGGCUCGGUUUACAUGUAAUAAAUUGGUACGAAGUUAUUAAGUGUUUAUUUCAUAUAAAUAUCCGUCCAAGAUUAAUAAUAAAUAAAUUGUUCAGGGCUGUCACUAAGAUUUCAAGUUACCAUAUAUAUGCAAUUAGACGACGGGGAAUUGAGCAGCUAGGAAUUUCUCCUGGUUCCAUUUUCCUUUUGGUUCCUUGGAAAAUAGCCAAGCAUCACGCUCAUAGUGUUGGGGGGAAUCCCCAGCCCUUAGUAAGAGCCCUGAUUGUUGGACAAAGGACAUGUAAUGUACAGGCAGCAAUACUGCUCAUCUAUUUUGGAAGUGCAGAGUUUGAGAAAGUAGAAAACAUGAGGAAAGAUAGGCACAAAAAGAAAGGGUUUACUGAUGUGGACUCGUUAUUCCUUUUACAUCAGGAAAAAUACCUGUUCAUAUUAUGAGCUAUAAAAAUGUCACCACAUUUCUACCAACAGCAUAGCCUUAACCUUCAAAACAUAAACCACACAUGGAUAACGAUCCCUUGAUUUGUUAUGAGAGAGGGUUAGAUGUUAAAAUGUCUGCUUCUAAAUGUUCUUAGCAUAAUAAAUUGACUUCAUCAAUUUAGUUGAUAAGAUAGAAUUUUUGUCUUUCACUUACCCACUGUCACAGAACCACAGUUUGUUUUAAAAGUGAUUCCAUUCUUCAAAGUAGGAAUUGUUUGUUUUAGUGUUGUGGUGUAGGCUUACCUUGUCGUGUACCGUAAAGUGACACCGUACUUCCUCUAAUGAGCUAAUGACUGGUAUUUUUAGCUUGUAGGAGGUUAUCCAAUUGUGUCCAAGAGCCUACGCACUAUUGCUAAGAAGGCAAAAGGAGAGUUACCUGAGGAACAUAGCCAUCAUGAACAUUCAUGUAGCUUGUCAGCCAUGAAAUCCACAGGAUACCCAGACUUGGACGAAUUACUUGUCAAUGAACAGGAUCUUGUCUUCGAAAUAGAACUUUUGAAGUAUGAAAAGCCUGGUGAAUUCUUAAAAGAAACAUGGCAGAUGGAUGCCGAAGAGAAGUUGUCAAUUGUUCCUGGAUUGAAGAAGGCAGGGAAUAAACUAUACGAAGAGAAAAAGUACAAAGAGGCAGCAGAAAAAUAUGCAGAGGCGUUGGGUUGUCUUGAGCAGUUAUGUCUGCGAGAAAAACCAGGUGAUGAACCCUGGUUAAAUCUUGAUCAAAUGAAGAUUCCUUUUUUGCUUAACUUUGCACAGUGCAAGCUUUUUCUUGGUGAUUAUUAUGAAGUUAUUGAGCACACAUCAACAGUUCUUGAAAAAGAUAAGGAUAAUGUCAAGGCUUUGUUUAGACGUGCAAAGGCUCAUGUGAAAUGCUGGAACCCUCAAGAGGCUAAGGAUGAUUUCAAUAGGGUUGUAGUUUUGGAUGCAUCACUAGCAAAAGCUGUCAAGAAAGAACUUGAGGAGCUAGAAAGACUCACUAGAGAGCAUAAUGCCCAGGACAGAGUGAGGUUAAAAGAACUUUUUAAGUAAUGUGAUUAAGGUGUAGAGAGUUGAGUAAAGAGUAAAAUCUACAGUGCCAAUGGCAAGAUUAUUGUUUGAAGGUGAAAGCAGUGAAGGGUGUAAUAAACUGACAGGUUUUGUGACUGACCACUCUCCCUUCAUCAGUGAAAUAGACCCUUUUUCAGCUUUACACAAAAACACUGUGCGGGAGAGCUAACAAUGCAGUGGGACCCUGAAAGAAAGGAAAUUAGCUUUUAUGUAAUCACGUUGUUUUUCUUGUCCCACUGCAUCUCACGUUCUCCAGGAAGGUGUUUUUGUCCCAUGUGACAGACUGUUCAGUUGAAAAGGGCUCAUGGGCCAUUGAACUACAUGCCCAUUUUGACAACCUUUAGAAACAUACCAUAAAAUUCCGAAAAUAAGCCUCUCCUUGCAUAAGCCCCU